GCGGGGGUGCCCCGCGCCCUGAGCCACAACGGCGUCCACCCCACCCCCGGACCCGAGCGCGGCCCCCGCCCCGCCGCCGUACCUGGCGCCCCUCCCCCGCGGGGAGGGUCGGACGGCCGCGCCCUGCGGGGUCGCCGCGCUCCAGCUCGGCCGCCGGCCAGGAUCGCGCCGGCCGUCGGGGCCAAGGAGCCGGGCCAUGCUGGGCCGGCGACGCGUCUUCACCGUGGAGCCGCUCGGCGGCCGGGAUGGGACUGGUGAGGAGCUGGCGCGCGGCUGCGUGGUGCCCGGAGUCACCAGCACCUACCGACGGAUCUCAGACGCUGACCAGGGUGGCUUACCUGCGUCCGGGCCGGGGGACGAGGAACUGAGAGCCCCGGGGAGGCCGGUGCCCAUUCUCAAACUGGCCUCGCGCGACUCGGGUGUGGAGAUGGCCCUGGGGGAUAGCCUCCUGGCCACCUCUGUGGGCCUUUACCAAGACUCUUUGGACUUUGAGCCCACAGGGGGCCCCGAGUCCCCUGCCCACCUGGGCCGGCUCCGAGCUAGCCAGAAGCUGGAGCAGGUGCUGGAACGGUCCCACCAGCUCACCGCUUCCCCUGCCAGCGCGUUACGGCGACACAUCCGCUCCCCGGAGCCACCACGCAAGGCCGAGUGCGAAACAGGCCUUUUGGGAGCAGGGGCACCAAAGACCCUGGAGGUAGACAUGGAUCCUGAAGGCGGCCUGGCAGAAGCAGCGCUGGUUGGGGCCUGCCUCCCUGGGCAGGGUCUUCGCUACCUGGAGCACCUCUGCCAGGUGCUGGAGCAGAUGGCGCGGCUCCAGCAGCUCUGCCUGCAGCUGCAGCCCCAGCAGCCCACGGUGGAUUCUGAGGCUGAGGCGGCCCCUCCAGCCCCACCCUCGGUCCCCCCUGGCAGUGAAGUGCCGGAGUCCUGGGAGCUGCUCAGGCUGAAGGAAACCGCAGAGACAGGGGCAGCAGCCGCUUUACUGCCAGAGGUGGAAGAGGCCAGCGCCACCCCUCCCAGGCUGCUGGAGGACCCAGCAGAACCAGAGCACCCCUUUCCAUCCUCCCAGGGACACAGGGUCAAGGUCCUGCUCAGACGGAUCCGCUGGAGGAACUCUCGGCGCCCAGAGACCCCCACCCCACCGGACGACUGUGCCCCUGAGAUUGAAUCAAGGAACCUACCUGAGAGGUCACCGCGAGGGCUUCUCCGGAAGACCUUUAUGCCAUCAUUAGUUGUUAAGAAGCAGCGAGCAAAAAACCUGUCUGUGUGCUAAGGCUCUCCUGUGCAGGGUGUGCCCUUGCCCUUUGCCCUGUUGCUGCUUCUUGUCACUGCCAGGAAUCGCUGCUGUCACUGCCUGGCCUCUGUCUCUGAGCGAGGGCCGAGGC
Molecule: messenger RNA, 1382 nt
Organism: Sorex fumeus (smoky shrew)
Lineage: Eukaryota; Metazoa; Chordata; Mammalia; Eulipotyphla; Soricidae
Gene: CUNH8orf58
Product: chromosome unknown C8orf58 homolog
Exons: 7
Coding region: 197-1270 (357 amino acids)
Source: RefSeq, a predicted model, not a curated record